AUGGGAAAUAAGAAUGACUCAAAUGUGACUGACUUCAUCCUUAUGGGAUUGACAGACUCUGAAAUAAUCCAGUGGGUCCUUUUAAUAUUGUUUCUCCUGUUAUACCUGAUUACCCUGCUCGGGAAUGGAGGGAUGAUACUUACAAUUCACCUGGAUCUCCAACUUCACACUCCCAUGUACUUUUUCCUCAGUCAGCUCUCAUUCCUUGAUCUCAGUUACUCAUCAGUCAUCACACCUAAAACCUUAGAGAACUUACUGACUUCAAACAAGUAUAUUUCAUUCACGGGCUGCUUCACCCAGAUGUUUUUCUUUAUCUUCUUGGGUACAACUGAAUGUUUUCUUCUCUCCUCAAUGGCCUAUGACCGCUAUGUAGCUAUCUGCAAUCCUCUUAACUACCAGGUUGUUAUGUCUAUGAGACUCUGCCAAAUCCUCAUUUCUGGGUCCUAUAUGAUUGGCUUUACUGAUUCCUUGGCCAAUGUUCUUUGCAUGAACAGUUUGCAGUUCUGCAGCUCCAAUAUAAUUUAUCACUUUUUCUGUGACUUAACCCCAAUUUUAGCCCUGUCCUGCACUGACACUCAUGAAACUGAAAUCAUGAUAUACAUUCUUGCUGGCUCUACCCUAAUGGUUUCUCUUAUCACAAUCUCUGUGUCCUACAUAUCCAUUCUGUCUGCUAUUCUAAAAAUUAAUUCCAAUUCAGGAAAGUGCAAAGCCUUCUCUACUUGUGCCUCACACCUACUGGGAGUCACCAUCUUUUAUGGCACUACAAUUUUUACUUAUUUAAAACCUAAGAAUUCCUACUCCUUAGGAAAAGAUCAAGUGGCCUCUGUGUUUUAUACUAUGGUGAUACCCAUGCUGAAUCCACUCAUUUAUAGUCUUAGGAACAAAGAAGUGAAAAAUGCUAUCAUUAGGGUCAUGCAGAAGAGAGAAGAUUCUAGGUAA
Messenger RNA from Choloepus didactylus (southern two-toed sloth), 939 nucleotides. RefSeq names its product olfactory receptor 8H1-like. Lineage: Eukaryota; Metazoa; Chordata; Mammalia; Pilosa; Megalonychidae. The record is from RefSeq and is a predicted model, not a curated record. Gene Ontology annotation, biological process: G protein-coupled receptor signaling pathway; sensory perception of smell. The transcript has a single exon. Gene Ontology annotation, cellular component: membrane. The coding region runs from base 1 to 939 and encodes 312 amino acids. Gene Ontology annotation, molecular function: odorant binding; olfactory receptor activity; G protein-coupled receptor activity.